Molecule: messenger RNA, 696 nt
Organism: Bathycoccus prasinos
Lineage: Eukaryota; Viridiplantae; Chlorophyta; Mamiellophyceae; Mamiellales; Bathycoccaceae
Exons: 2
Coding region: 1-696 (231 amino acids)
Biological process (GO): photosynthesis, light harvesting in photosystem I; response to light stimulus
Cellular component (GO): membrane
Source: RefSeq, a predicted model, not a curated record
AUGUCUUUCGCAGUUUCCUCCUUUGUUGGCACCAGAGUCGUCGCCAAGACGAACGUCCGCGCCUCUGCUUCCUCGAGAAGAGCGUCGGUGCAAGUCUUCGCCGAAAGAAAACUUUGGUACGAGUUCUCGUUCUCAAUUUUUUUUUUGUUGCCGAACAUCAAGACUCCGGACUACCUCGAUGGUACCAUCGCGGGUGACUACGGUUUCGACCCGCUCGGUUUAGGCUCCGAUCCGGAACGCUUAAAAUACUACCAAGAGGCGGAGUUGAUGAACGCUCGAUGGGCGAUGAUGGCGGUUGCCGGCAUCUGCACGACCGAAGCUUUGGGCAUCCAAUCUAAGUGGUACAUGGCUGGCCAAGAAGACUACGGUUUCCCGAUCAACGCGCAGUUGGCUGUUUUGUUUCCGACCAUGGGUUUCUUGGAAACGAAGAGAAUCACCGGCUGGUUGGCGACGGGCAAGUCUGGCAUCAAUGAAACGUUUCCGUUUGACCCGUUAGGAAUGGGCGCUGACAGUGAUUCGAUGAAGUUGAAGGAGAUCAAGAACGGUCGCGCGGCGAUGAUUGCGUUCGUUGGCAUCUGCGUCCAAGCGUUGGUGUUGAGAGAGGGUCCGUUGGCUGCGUUGCAAGACCACGUCGCGAACCCGUUUGGUAACAACUUAGCGACGAACGUCAUGAACCUCCCGAUCAACUUGGCGUAA